AUGGACUACAAGGCUCCGCCGCAGUAUAGCACGCCGCCGCCGGGCCAGCAGGCGGUCUACCCGCCCCAGGGCCAGCCUCAGUACGGCAGCCCGUCGCCUCAGCAGGUCCACGCCUACCCGCCUCAGCAGACCGGCGUCGUCCAGUACGGCACGCCACCGCCUCAGCAACACGCCCAGGCCUAUCCUCCCCAGCAGCACCCCCAGCAGUUUGCUCCUCAGCAGCAUCCUCAGCAAUACCCGCCUCAGCAGCACCCGCAGCAGUACCCUCCCCAACAGCAUCCGCAGCAGUACCCUCCUCAGCAGCACCCGCAACAGCAUCCUCAGCAGCCCCAGCCGCAGCCCCAGCAGCGCGCCAUCCAGCAGCAGCCCCAGCAGUAUGCGGCCCAGCAGCCCAUGCAGCGCGCCGUCGUCGGCGCCGGCCCCGGCGUCGCCAACAAGAGCGAGUGGAACCACAGCCUGAUGGACUGCAGCCCGUGCGACUCGUGCUGUCUCGGCACCUUCCUGCCCUGCGUCCUGCUCGGCAAGACGGCCGACCGCAUGCGCGAUCCCACCAUGCAGGGCGCCGACUCCAUGAACUCGGACUGCAUGGUCUUCCUCGCCAUCCACUGCUUCACCGGCUGCGGCUGGAUCUACAUUAUGAUGAAGCGCGGCGAGAUCCGCGAGCGCUUUGGCAUCCAGGGCGACGGCACGGCCGACUGCUGCGCCACCUACUGGUGCCCGUGCUGCUCGCUCAUCCAGCAGGACAACGAGGUCAAGACGCGCACGGCACACCUUGUCGCCAAUUCGGCCCAGGGCUACCAGGCCCAGCCGGGCAUGGUCAUGCCCCAGAAGUAA
Sporothrix schenckii 1099-18 is the source of this 834-nucleotide messenger RNA. RefSeq lists its product as uncharacterized. The record is from RefSeq and is a predicted model, not a curated record. Bases 1 to 834 code for a protein of 277 amino acids. NCBI's taxonomy places the organism in Eukaryota, Fungi, Ascomycota, Sordariomycetes, Ophiostomatales, Ophiostomataceae. The transcript has a single exon.